Messenger RNA from Phyllostomus discolor (pale spear-nosed bat), 1117 nucleotides. It is a transcript of the gene BHLHA15, whose product is annotated as basic helix-loop-helix family member a15. The coding region runs from base 150 to 734 and encodes 194 amino acids. Gene Ontology annotation, molecular function: protein dimerization activity. Lineage: Eukaryota; Metazoa; Chordata; Mammalia; Chiroptera; Phyllostomidae. The transcript has 2 exons. The record is from RefSeq and is a predicted model, not a curated record.
UUACAUGUGGCCGCGGCCCCGCCUGGGGCAGCUAAAGCGACGUGUCCUUGUCCCCCGUGGGCAGCCCUGGUGAGUGCGGCCGCGGAUCCCCAGCUCCAAACACCACCCCCCUCAGAGCCUUCACCCCCUGGGAUAACCGGUCUGGAACCAUGAAGACCAAGGCGCGGCCCCCCAGGCGCCGGGUGGCUGCGCAGAGCACAGAGGCCACCCCAGGGGAUCAGACCCCCGACAGGGCCCCGCCGGACUCGGGGGCCCAGCUGGCCAGGAGCCUGCGGAGCAGGACAGCGCAGAAGCAGGGGGCCCGGGCCGAGGGCGGGCGCCGGCGGCAGGCGCCGGCGGGGGCGGCGGGCCGGCGGGAGAGCAGCAUCCAGCGGCGGCUGGAGAGCAACGAGCGGGAGCGGCAGCGCAUGCACACGCUGAACAACGCCUUCCAGGCGCUGCGCGAGGUCAUCCCCCACGUGCGCGCCGACAAGAAGCUCUCCAAGAUCGAGACCCUCACGCUGGCCAAGAACUACAUCAAGUCGCUGACGGCCACCAUCCUGACCAUGUCCAGCGGUCGCCUCCCGGGCCUGGACGGGCCGGGCCCUAAGCUCUACCAGCACUACCAGCAGCAGCAGCAGCAGCAACAGCAGCAGGCGGCGGCCGGGGGCGUGCUGGCUGCCGCCGAGUCCCAGCCCGCCGGCCACCUGCACAAGUACUCCACGCAGAUCCACAGCUUCCGCGAGGGCUCCUAGCGCCCGGCCCUGGUCCCACCAGAGCCCCGGGCUGGUGGGGACCCCCACGUGGAUGCAGCCCCAGCGGCUGCAUCUUCCCCGAACACUCAGCCGCCUUUCAGGAACUCAUCCUGGCCCCCCCAGGGGACCAGACCUGGCCAAGGCGGUGGCCCUGGGCGGCCGGAGGCCCGGAUGUUCGUGUAGCUGCCAGAACUUGUUGGCUUUCGCCUGACUAAGCAGGAGCCCACCGGCCUUGGUGACUAGACUGACCCUCUUCUCUCCUGAGUUCGCCCGGAGGCGGGGAGAUCCCAGGAAAAGGUGUCCGCGGUGGGUCUCCACACAUGUGCCCAAGGCCCAGGCCCGGAAGGGAAUCCCCCGCCCCUCAUUCAAGCGGAACGGAACCC